CGAAUGUGAUGCCUAUAUAUACGAGCCAACUGUUAUCGUAGAACUAUAAGGUUUAGUAGUGACGGAAAAUGGGGGAUAUUAUAGGUUUACAGUACCUAGGUAAUGAUUACCUCGAGGUUCCCAAUCUUCUGGACUUUCAUUUUGUCUGAAACUCACGCUUCUACCUUCUGGAAAUGUUCUUAAGACGAUCUUGUAGAUUUCCCUCGACAGCGAGAUAUCAUAUACACUCUCGUAGGGCGUAUUGUGCAAUAACGACAACCAUCUCUCAUCAGAAUGGCUUUCCUCACAAUUCAACCCCUCCGAACUAUCCGAACUCAUCUGAAAACUCUGAGCUUCCACCAUUAUCAAUAAUGCCAAUGCCUCUUCUUCUAAAAUCAUAUUUCAUAACCUCAAUUUUGGCUUCGCCCAAAAUUAUCAAAUUCUUUCUUCCACUACUCAACACACUCGCAAAUUCUAAUUCGACACUGCUAAAUCCAGAUAGAAAUCCGGUUUUGCAUAUGAUAGUGAGGAAAUUCAUUUACGAUCAUUUUAUUGCUGGGGAAAAUGCCUCUCAAGUGAGAGCGAGUGUAGCUGCUAUGAAAAAUUUGGGCUUUAGUGGUGUUAUUUUGGGAUAUGCGAAGGAAGUUAAUGUUACGGGGGGAGAAGUUCAACGUGGAGAUGGAAUUUCUGUGAGCAAGGAAGUGGGGGAAAAAGCUAUUAGAGAAUGGAGGGAUGGUCUUAUGAGUACACUUUCGCUAUUACAACCUGGUGAUUUUCUAUCACUCAAGUAAGUUUGUUCUCCUGCAAUAUUUCAUUACCAACCAUAUCGUGGGAAUUGAUCACUAAACCCAACUCAGAUUCUCCGGAGCUGGUCCUCUUGCUCUCCAUGCCCUUUCAAAUAAUCUUCCCCCACCACCUCUCGUCCAGGAGUCCAUGCAUCUCCUUCUCAAUACCGCCCUUUCACAAAAAGCCCGCAUCUGGCUCGAUGCAGAACAACAAGAUCUUCAACAUGGUAUUGAAAAAUGGACAAUAGAUCUCAUGCGUAUUUACAACACCGGUCCUAAGGCACUUCUAUACACUACCAUGCAAGCAUACCUAAAAGCUACUCCAGCCAAUAUUUUCCACCAUUUACAGCUCGCUCAGGCAGAAAACUGGACUUUGGGCAUUAAAUUAGUGAGAGGUGCAUAUAUUGCCACGGAGAAAAGAGAUUUAAUUCAUGAUACGAUUCAGGAUACACAUGCGGCAUAUAACAGUAUUGCCGCUAACCUUCUAGAAAAAUCAUACCCAUGUAUCACAACCAAUGAAAAAACGGCAUACCCACGCGCAGAAUUAUUCCUAGCAACCCACAACGAAGAAAGUAUCAAACGGGCCUAUUCCAUCCAAAGUUCCCGAAUCCAUCAAGGAAAACAAACCAUAGAAUUAGCAUUCGGACAACUCCAAGGAAUGGCCGAUGAGAUUAGUUGUAGUUUAUUACAGCUUCGCCGAAAUGAGAAAUUGUACAAUUCGACAGUGUCGCCGGAUAUAAAGAUGGCGUUGAAACCGAAGGCGUAUAAAUGUUUAGUGUGGGGUUCUACGCAGGAAUGUUUGCAGUUUUUGUUGAGGAGGGUUAAGGAGAAUGGGGAUGCGCUUGGGAGGACGGGGUUUUGGGUGCGAGGGUUUAGGAGGGAGAUUUGGAGGAGGGUGAGGAGUGGAGUGCAGGGGGGAAGGAGGAGGGAAGUUUAAGGUGGGAUGAUGAUUUCGGGCAAGGGGUUAUAUGAGGGGAAAUGGUUUUAUGCAAUGAUAUUUCUAGGGGAGGUCAUUGUGCGUGGGGAGUUUGUUUUCGAGAGCCUGCUGUUGAAAGCUUCUUGUUAUUGAAAAUUCAGGAUAUUGAGAUUUUAGCAUGGUAUUAUUAAACAUUUGACAGAGUUGUUGAUACUAGUACUUUUAAAUCAUAUUCUCGAAUUAUAAGAAAUAACCUUGCUUCAUCAAUUUUCACUUAUCACUCGAGCCUGUCUUCUACUUCCCCUUGGACUUGAA
Molecule: messenger RNA, 1995 nt
Organism: Sclerotinia trifoliorum
Lineage: Eukaryota; Fungi; Ascomycota; Leotiomycetes; Helotiales; Sclerotiniaceae
Source: the annotation of a GenBank genome assembly